CAUAAUUUACAAAAAUUAGAUAAUUAUGAGAAAUGGCGAUAGGAAGUAGACAUUGUCGGUUAAUUUUUUACUAAAAUUUUUACUUUUUGGAGCAAAAAAAAGAAAAAUUGAAUUAGGACAAGUAUGAAAUCACGAUCCCCAAUUCCCAUGUCAAAUGCAGUAGUCAAACAAUCCGACAAUCGCACCGCCACCAUCUCCGCCGCGUCGCCGCCAUGGACACCACCCCCGAGGAGUCAUCCUCCACCGCCGCCCAUCACGAUCCCGCAGCCACGGCCACGCAGCCCCUCCUCUCUAAACCAUAUCCCACUCUUGAACCACCCAUAGCUUCCAUCUCCGAAGCUGAGGAAGACCAAGCCCAAUACCUCCAGAUCUCCUACAAUUACGGCCCUCGCUCCCUCAAAGACCUCCCCUUCCUCAUCCUCUUCUCUCUCCUCCUCCUCUCCACCUUCGCCUUCGGAAUCUUCGCCUCCGUCAACCGAAACCCCCACCGCCACGAGCUCUCCUAUUUCACCUACGACGCCGCCUCCUCCUCCUGCGUCUCCGUCAGAGUUCGGAGCCCCUUCUCCCCCUCUUCUUCGAAUUCUACAAUAUCGAAUCAAUUCGAGGUUUUGCAUUCGAAUUCCCCCAAUUCCCCAAAUUGGAAUGCUGUAGCUAGUUUGGUUUAUUACUCAUCUGAUUUAGGAGGCAGGUUUAAUUGGCUGAAUUCUAGUGAUGCUAGUGUGUUGGAGAGCUUGAUUUGGACUCUCGUAGUCACACUAAUUCUCAGCGUGCCGUUUAUGUUCUUGGUGCUCUUGUUGCUCAAGCAUUACACUAAGCAGAUAGUUUAUGCCUCGCUUCCUUUCUUCGUGAUUGUCCCGAUUUUCGUGAACGUGUAUUGGUUUGUUGCUUGCACAGUUAGCUCCACCUGCAGUGAGGCCUUCCCCUUGGCGUAUCGGAUUUUUGUCCUAAUUUUCGUGUUCUUGAUAAUUGGUGUGAUUGUGUGGAUAUUUGUGGUGAACUGGCAUAGAAUUGAGCUGACUGUGAGAGUUAUCGGUGUGGCCUCCACUGCGCUGUCGAAAAACUUAGGGUUGUUUGGGGCUCUUCCAGCUCUGACUCUGGGGCUGGUCGUGUACUAUGUGCCGAUUGUUUUGUUCUUGGUGUUUUCCAGCUCGAAUGGUGAGAUUGUGCCGAGGGAAGACCAUGGGGAGUAUGUGUGCGUGUGGAAGCAGGAUAGCUGGGUGCCUGCUUACUACACGUUGGCGAUCUUGACAAUGCUGUGGUCUUCCUCUGUUAUGGUGGAAGCUCAGGUGUAUGUGAUCAGUGGGACUAUUGCACAGUGGUAUUUCUCCAAGGAUGAUUCUCCGCCAAAGCAUGGGAUACGAAGCUCCUUGAGGAAUGCAUUUGGCCCCUCCUUUGGCACGAUAUGUUUCUCAGGAUUGCUUAUCUGUAUUGUCCGACUUGUUCGUUCCAUUGUCGAUAAUGCAAGACAAGAAGAUGCAUCUGGGAUUGUCAACCUUAUUCUACGGUGCUGUGCCAAUGCCCUGUUGUCGGCAGUUGAUUUCCUGAACAAGUUCACCAUAAACUUUGCCGCCAUAACCGGUGAAGCAUACUGCAGUGCUGCGAGGAUGACAUAUGAGCUUCUCAAACGCAACCUUCUAUCAGCAGUGAUUGUCGAAACUGUUUCCACUCGAAUACUCUCUGGAAUCAUCCUUGUGUUAUCAGCAAUCUAUGCCAUACUGGUGUGCGUUCUUCUAAAAGCUGCGGUGCAUCUUGGCGAUGAUGCGUACUUCGUUGCUUUCAUGGCGUGGAUCUUGCUGAUCAUGGUCCUGGGAUUCUUCGUUCACGUGCUGGACAACGUUAUCGACACUGUGUAUGUGUGCUACGCUAUAGACAGGGACCGGGGGGAGGUUUAUAAACAGGAUGUCCACGAGGUCUACGUUCACCUCCCUAUCAGUAGAAGUCAUAGGGCGGGUUUCGUUCCCAGAAGCACGCACACGCACGUUGUGUAGCCGUUGUGUCUGCUCGUCGAGUAAGUCCCUCUACUGUUGUACAAUCUGUAAUUUUAUUAUUCUGCUUGGGAGGUAUAAUUGCCAGGACAGUGGCAAGUUGUGCAUAUCUGAGAUUUUAUCUUGUAGCCAGCUUUGUUCAAUAAAAAAAAAAGGGAAAAAAUUAAGUUCUGCA
Salvia miltiorrhiza (redroot sage) is the source of this 2160-nucleotide messenger RNA. RefSeq lists its product as uncharacterized. Gene Ontology annotation, cellular component: membrane. Gene Ontology annotation, molecular function: transmembrane transporter activity. NCBI's taxonomy places the organism in Eukaryota, Viridiplantae, Streptophyta, Magnoliopsida, Lamiales, Lamiaceae. Gene Ontology annotation, biological process: transmembrane transport. The record is from RefSeq and is a predicted model, not a curated record. The transcript is spliced from 3 exons. The coding region runs from base 213 to 1988 and encodes 591 amino acids.